GGCGCGCCGCCGCCGGGAGCUCGGCGCGGUUGGACUAUGGCUGAGGUGGGCCGGGCGGCGGUGCGCGACCCUGGGGAGCUGCUCCCGGGGGGCUUCUGGGAGGCGGUGGCCGUGUGGCUGGAGAAGCCGCAGGUGGCCAACAAGCGGCUGUGUGGCGUCCGCCUGGAGGCCCGGCGGAGGGCCGCCCUGCCCCGGGUGUCGCCCCGCGGCCGCAGGCCCAACGCGGGCCCCGAGCUGGAGGAGCCGGGAGCGGCCGGACGGGGUCCGCGCCCCCCCGAGGGGGGCCCGGGUCGCGGGCCCGAGGAGUCCCGACACCGGCGCCAGCAAGGCGAGGGCCCCGGGGAAGCAGCCGCGGCGCCCCUGCUCGUAGAGGGCCCCGGGCAGCCCGACAAGGCAGGAGCCGGGGAGGGCGAUUUCUCCGCCUGGGAUCUGGAUUCUCUGUGGGACGAUUUCUCCCGAAGCCUCGCCGGCGGCAGCCACGAGUUGCUGGCCUUCCUCACCGGGGCCCGUGCGGGAUCGCAGCCAGAGGCGCCGAGCGAGCUCGACGUGGUUCUCAGAACCGUCAUCCCGAAAACAAGCCCGCUUUGCCCGCUUGCUGCUCCGAGGAGAGAAGUUGUCGUGCAAGAUGUCCUCAACGGAACUGUAACAUUUUUACCUUUGGAGGAAGAUGACAAAGGGAACGUAAAGGUUGACACAAACAACGUGUAUCAAAUCCGGCUCAGUGGGAGCAAAGAAGAAUGGUUCAUAUCUAUUUUAAUUUUCUGUCCAGAAAGAUGGCAUUCAGACGGAACUGUUUACCCCAAACCCGCCUGGCUGGGGGAAGAGCUGCUGGCCAGGCUGGCCAGGUGGUCUGUGGGGAGCAAGAAAAGUGGGUUUAAAAGCACCCUGUCCCUCAUUUCCAUCAUCGAAUACAGCAAGACUUACCAGGCGCUUAAGGAGAAGCAUAAAGACAUGGUCAAGGUGUGGCCUGAAGUUACUGAUCCUGAAAAGUUUGUGUAUGAAGAUGUGGCUAUUGCUGCCUACCUGCUGAUUCUGUGGGAAGAAGAAAGAGCUGAGCUGGGCCUGACAGCCAAGCAGUCCUUUGUUGACCUAGGCUGCGGAAAUGGUCUCCUGGUUCACAUCCUGAGCGCUGAGGGGCACCCAGGCAGAGGGAUCGAUGUCCGAAGAAGAAAGAUCUGGGAUGUGUAUGGACCGCAGACUUGCUUAGAGGAAGGUGCAAUCACACCCAGUGAUGAGACCCUUUUCCCUGACGUUGACUGGGUAAUUGGUAACCAUUCCGAUGAACUGACACCGUGGAUACCUGUGAUCGCGGCCAGGUCUCAUUACAGCUGCCGUUUCUUUGUCCUUCCCUGCUGCUUCUUUGACUUCGUGGGGAAAUACGCCCGGAGGCAGAGCAGAAAGACUCAGUACCGACAGUACCUCGAUUUCGUGACCGAGGUGGGGCUGGCCUGCGGGUUCCACGUCCAGGAGGACUGCCUGCGCAUUCCCUCCACCAAAAGGGUUUGUCUCAUUGGGAAACGCAGAACAUACCCCCCCACCGGAGAAGCCCCCAUGGAGGAGCAGAGAACCCGGUACAUUAAUAGCAGGCGGGGCUGCCCCGUGAGCCCGCCUGGCCGGGAGCCUCCCCGUCCUCCUCCCCGGGCCGCUGUGGCACGUGCGGGUCGCCCCCACGGGCGCCAGGCCCUGGACGCCGGGGCCGCCGAGGAGGGGGCGGAGGCCCGGGCCGCCGGACUCUGGCUGUCUGGAUUUCGCCCUAGAGAAAAAGCCGAGCGCGUGAGGAACUGCGCUGCCCUCCCUCGAGACUUUGUUGACCAGGUGGUUUUGCAAGUGGGACACCUGCUGUUGGACGCAGAGCGGCCGUGCGCAGCAAGUGCUCCGGGCGGGAGCUUGAAGGCCUGGAACCGAGGAGGAAGCCUCUCCUUGGCGGACGUAGCCAGCGAGCUGGACGGGGAGACCCUGCGGAGGCUGAAGCGGGAAUGUGGAGGCCUGCAGACGCUGCUCAAAAACAACCAUCAGGUGUUUGAAGUUCGGAGCGGGCGAGUUCACCUUCGCGACUGGAGAGAGGAGAGGCUCCGGAAGCAGCGGCAGCCGGAAGCGAGACGCAGACUGUUCUCGGAAGCUUUCAAAACCCGCCUGUGCUGGUUUUUCAGCCACCACCCCGACGGCUGCGCUCUGCCCUCGGACUGCUGCCCGUUUGCCCACGGGCCUGAGGAGCUGCGGCCGGCCCAGACCCCUAGGAGGAAGCAGGUUCUGUGAGCCUCUUCCGCCCUGCGAGUGCAGGCCUGGCGCGGGGGGCCAGGGCGCGGGGAGCGCGCCGGCUCCUCCGGGGACAGCAGGCCGAGCGGGCCGGGUUAGCGGCCCCCGGAUUUCCGCCGGAGCGUGGCCUUCCGUGUCACAGACACUCACGCCGCCACCCCGUCUCGGGUCUGUGGUGCGAACGAGGUCGCCCCUAACCGUCCAGCACCUUUACCUGGGGAAGAGCGUACGGGAGUUGUUGUCGCAUCUAGCUGUGGAGGUGGGGCAAGUGCCUGGCCGCCCGGCCCUCUCGGGCCCCGUCCCGGCUCGCCUGACUCCUCCUGUGUGACGGCCGGCCUGCCCCACGGAGCGCGGCCCUCCUGCCGCCCCCGGCUGCGCUGGAAAUUCAGCUGCCCCGGGGGUCGGUCACCACGCUGGUAUUUUGGAAAAGCUGUAGCACAUUGUUGAGCAGGUUAUUUUUAGUUACCGAGAACAAGAAACGGCCCUCAUUUCUUUGGCUAGGUCGCUCUAGGUGACGUGAAAAAAGAACCCUAAGGAAUACAAAGCGAGGCCAGAAAACAGAAUUAUCACAGAAAGGCAAAAACUGCCCCUGCCCUUCCUUCCCUGCUAGGUUUUCUCCCAAGUGCUGUUAGUAAUUGUUUGUAUUCUGGGAAAAAAAAUCCAACGUGUUUGUGUUUAAAAUUAUUUUUGGUUUUACGUGAAAGGCCACAUCGACACACACGGUCCUGCCGCUCACUUUUCGCACAGUGUACGUGUGUACCUUGGUGGCCUUUCGUCGUGUGGGUGUUCGCGGUUCGCCUGUGGCAACGACAGUAAAUUUUUCCCUUUCCCUGAGCGGUGCCUCAGCUUGGUGCAGCCCGGGAAGUGCCUGGCCGGCCUGGCCAGGGGUGGGAGGAGCGUCCAAUGGGCCCCGGGGGCUGCGUUGUUUCCCGCCCCCAGCCUCUCCCUGCGUGAGGUUCUUGGGUGGCCUGAGCGGCCACG
Molecule: messenger RNA, 3237 nt
Organism: Panthera uncia (snow leopard)
Lineage: Eukaryota; Metazoa; Chordata; Mammalia; Carnivora; Felidae
Gene: TRMT44
Product: tRNA methyltransferase 44 homolog
Exons: 11
Coding region: 37-2256 (739 amino acids)
Biological process (GO): tRNA methylation
Molecular function (GO): metal ion binding; tRNA (uridine) methyltransferase activity
Source: RefSeq, a predicted model, not a curated record